Salvia hispanica is the source of this 363-nucleotide messenger RNA. RefSeq names its product LOB domain-containing protein 23-like. Lineage: Eukaryota; Viridiplantae; Streptophyta; Magnoliopsida; Lamiales; Lamiaceae. The record is from RefSeq and is a predicted model, not a curated record.
AUGAAUUCAAGCCGGUGUGCAGCAUGCAAGCAUUUGAGGAGAAGAUGUCCUUCAGAUUGCAUUUUUGCUCCAUAUUUUCCAUCAAAUAAUCCAUCUCGUUUUGCUUAUGUUCACAAGAUUUAUGGCGCCAGCAAUGUUGGAAAAAUACUACAGGAUCUUCCGGUGAGCUGUAGAGGGCAAGCAGCGGAGACGUUGUACUACGAGGCAUACUGCAGGAUCAAAGACCCCGUCUACGGGUGUGCCGGGAUGGUUAGUGUGUUGCAUCAACAGUUGAAUGUUGCCGAAUGCCAAUUAGCUACCAUUAAGGCCGAGGUCGCUGCGCUUCAACCUGCCUAUUUGUCUGACUCCUCUUGCUUCCACUAG